CCAUGGAGGAAGUUCACGGUGUGCUCGGCAAGAAGCAAAGUCUGCCCUGUGAUAUUAAGACAAGGGAUCGGGAUGACGCAGUUGCCAUGGUUUUGUGGUUUAAGGAGACCGUAGGCGAGCCGCUGUAUAGUUUCGACGUCAGAGCCCGACAGUUCAACCAAGCAAAGCUGUGGUCAUCACCGGAAAUGUUCGGACCUAGGGCAUUUUUUCGAGCUGCUACGGAUCCAGCAGCAUUAGUUAUAGACAAUAUUAAAUUAGCGGAUGAAGGUGUUUACCGAUGCCGUGUAGACUUCAAAAACUCCCCAACCAGAAACAGUAAAGUUAAUUUUACUGUUAUAGUUCCGCCUGAAAAAAUCAACAUUUAUGACGGACGUAAAAAGGAGAAUUCCGUAUUAUUGGGCCCAUACAACGAAGGUUCCAAUAUUAACCUAGUUUGUGAAGUUAAGGGAGGUCGUCCGAAACCAAAGGUAACGUGGUUCCUAGAAAACACAGUGAUCGAUGACUCAUAUGACGUAAGAUCAGACGGUACGGUAGUCAACCAUGUAACAUUUCCAAAUGUUGGGCGCCAACAUUUACACGCAAGACUGAUUUGCCAAGCCAGCAACAAUAAUCUCGUCCCGGCUGAGACGAAAGCGGCUGUCCUAGAUAUUAAUUUAAAACCCCAGAGUGUGAAUAUUUUAACGCAAGAAAAGCACGUUUCUGCCGAUAAAAGAUACGAAGUAGAGUGCAGGACCUCGGGUUCCAGGCCCGACGCUAUCAUAACUUGGUGGAAGGGUAACAGACCUGUCAGAAGAGGGAAAGAGAAAAAUUUCUCCGAGCAGAACAAUCAAAGCCUGAGCAUUUUGACGUUUGUGCCUGUGAUCGAUGACGACGGCAAAUACUUGACUUGUCGAGCAGAGAACCCGUCCAUCCCUGAGAGCGCCCUGGAGGACAAGUGGAGAUUAAACGUCCAUUACGUACCAAUUGUUACUCUUAGAAUGGGUAUAUCAUUAAAUCCUGAUGAUAUUAAAGAAGGUGAUGAUGUUUACUUCGAAUGCUUGGUCCAGGCCAAUCCCAAAGUUCACAAACUUUCUUGGUUUCAUAAUGGAGUAGAAAUUUUUCAAAACAAUGGAGCGGGUGUGAUAAUGAGUGAUCAAAGUUUAGUACUACAAAACGUGGCUCGGUCAACUGCGGGGAACUAUACGUGUAUGGCAACUAAUACAGAAGGAAAAGGUGUCAGUAAUCCAGUCAAAUUAGUAGUCAGAUAUGCUCCUAUAUGUGUUCAAGAUAGAGAAGAACUGUAUGGAGCACUCAAACAAGAGACUGUCAUUUUAAGGUGUAGCGUUGACGCUCAUCCGCCAGUAGUUGCUUUUCAUUGGACAUUUAACAAUAGUGGGGAUCAAAGUGAUGUGUCUCCGGACAAGUUUACUAGUGAAGUGACUUCAUCUAGACUGAACUAUACGCCUGCCACCGAUUUAGAUUACGGUACUUUAUUGUGCUACGGUGAAAACGAAAUCGGCAGGCAAAAGGAUCCUUGUGUCUUCCAAGUUGUAGUAGCAGGUCGUCCAUCUCAACUUCAAAAUUGUACAUUAAUAAAUCAAACCUCAAACUCGCUGCAAGUCGACUGCAUGGAGGGUUUUGACGGAGGUCUUCCGCAGAGUUUUCUUAUGGAAGUCCUAGAGCUUCCUAGUCUUAGGCCGAGACUUAACCUGACUACUUACAGAACCCCUCCUGUAUUCAGCGCAAAUGGUCUAGAUGCGGGAGCCAGCUAUAGAAUUAUCCUAUAUGCGGAAAACGCAAAAGGCAGGAGCGAUCCAACCAUCAUCGACCCAGUCACGUUCAAAGGCGUUGCCAAAUUGCAAGGUUCCACCGCAUCCAUGCCAGUCAGUCCUCUUCUUAUUGGACUCCUUGGUACAGCUGCAUUUCUCGCAACAGGAGUAUGUCUAGUAUUAGUCGCGCUCUGUCGCCGACAUUUGACGCACCACCUCCAUAGCAGCAGAUCGUGCCACCGUCCCACAGACAACGGUUCCAAACAUAUGCCCAUGGAGGCCGUUAUUGCAGCCGACGAUCUGAUAGUCGACGGUUCCAUAACUGGAGUUAGAACCCCGCUCACACCUCAUACAGACCAACCCCUCGUUAUAGAGGCGGUUCAGCAACGAGGAGUACUUGAAGGAGCUGAUCCUGAUAUUAUCAGGAACCAAUACGAGAGGCGUCCAACCUACAGCUUUAUGAAAGUGUAUGAACCCCCUGGAACGAGAGACGAUGAUCUCGAUGAAGAAGGAGUUGAGUAUGACUUCCGACAUGUUGCCAAAGAAUCCCCACAUAUUCCUUCUAAUCAGACUAUUUACAGAAGUCUGCAAAGGCCUACUAGAAACGCCACCCUUCCUCCUCUGCCGGGUGCCCAUACCAUCACACACAAGUAUCGGGGUCCCGAAGUUGUUACAACCUCGAAUCGAAUACAAGAAAGUUGCAUAUAAAUGUCAUUGUUUUUAUCAUGUAAUAUAUGAAUGUAAUAUUAAAACAAACACAAAUAAAAAUUUCAUUGUCGAUAUUA
Diabrotica virgifera virgifera (western corn rootworm) is the source of this 2533-nucleotide messenger RNA. Its product is annotated as cell adhesion molecule DSCAML1. Gene Ontology annotation, molecular function: protein binding. NCBI's taxonomy places the organism in Eukaryota, Metazoa, Arthropoda, Insecta, Coleoptera, Chrysomelidae. Bases 3 to 2456 code for a protein of 817 amino acids. The transcript is spliced from 13 exons. The record is from RefSeq and is a predicted model, not a curated record.